CUGGAUAGAGAUAUCAAUUUGUCUGCAGUCUAACAUUGCCCAACAAAGAGACUUGAGAGCUAUCUAUAGAUGUCUUUACAACAAACAGACUGACUGUGGUCUCUUGAAUUGCUACCUAUCGAUUACGCUUCAGGAAAGAUUCAAGAUCCCUGAGAACAGGAAUGAGAGCAGCUACAGUUUUCUACACUUGAAAUUUCCUGGCUGAAAAACCUACUGGUCUGUAAGAGGACCAAUAACAGCUCCCUGGGGGACGCCGGGAGCUGGGAGUCAGUACUGAGCUACAGUUUUGAUGUCGGCCCUUGCUUAGUAAAUCAGCAUGAAGCCCCUAACACCAAUCGGAUCCCCUUCUCCUCUGAGGCUCCUCAACAAAGGUCCAGACUACCUACGGAGGCAAAUUGACGGAGGGGGUCACGGACGCUCUAUCAGCGCCGUGGAGAGACUGGAGGCGGAUAAAGCCAAAUAUGUUAAAAGCCAGCAGGUGAUCAACACGAAGCAGGAGCCUGUGCUGAUUCCAUGCGCUACCCCACCGCCCCCACCCCGACGGGCUGGGGUUAUCCCCGGAAACAUAACACCUCACCUCCCCCCACGCCGUUCCUCUAACACACCCUUCUCCACACUGUCAGGCUCUUGCACUUCAAGGGAUGAAAAUGAAAAUGAUGACUCCAGAAAAGAGAACAGACGGACUUCUGUAGACGUGGAGGCACAUAACAGGAGCAAUGUAAACAAUGUGUUGCCACAAAGCCCCAGACCACCUGGAAUUAACAGCUUGGUAGCUCCGCAUAGUGCACCAGUACUGAGAAGGAGUACCGGCAAACGGAUGCUACGACCAGACUCGCUGAUCAUCUACAGGCAGAAAAAAGAGUGCAAGAGCCCCAGUAGUGCAGCACCAGGGGAGAACAACAACGCAGAGGUGAAGGGCUAUAGUUUUGUCCGUCGCCUCUUUCAGGGCUCCAUGAGAGAAAAGAGCAGUGGAAGCGAAGGAAGAUUCCAGAAGAUGGUGAUUGGUGAAGAGAAAGCACCAUCUCGGGACGGAGACUCCCGCAUGUCAUGGACCAAUGAAAAAGACACUCAAGAUGGUGGACCAGGGAGCAGAAGGUCUAGUAAAACUGAGCAGGAGCGCUCCCCAGGACUUAACCCCAGCCCAGGUUUUAGCUGUGAACAAACUAACAAUGAAUUUACAAAUGGUAACAGCGAUAAAGUUAACAUCACCAACGGCAACCACGAUGAUGAGAACGACCCAUGGAAACGGGCUUCACCGCAAGCGCCCAGGAGGCAGUUUGGAGAGCUGCAGCGUUCCAAGUCAGACCUGCGUCUACGUUGCUCGGUAGCGUUAUCUGAGCAGGAGCAUUUCUUUGACUUCUGUGGUUUAGAUAUGGACAUGAUAGAACGUCUGGGUCGGGAGAAUUUCCUCUCCGGCGCUAGCUCCAUAGAUACGCUUUCGUUGGCACUCCGCAGCAUCGGCGGGGAUGGUUGUGGAGGUUCAGAGCCCAGCGAAUUCUCCCGCCACUCAGGAGAUGGACUGUUUCAGGAGGAACUGGCUGAGCAGCUUCCCACCGGUGUGUCCAUCAUUGAGAGGAAUGCUCGUGUCAUUAAGUGGCUUUAUGGGUGCAAGAACGCUGCCCGCGAAGGACCUAAGGAGUCAACGGUUUAAUCUUUGAGUCUUUGGCGUGGGGUUCAUAGAGUCUGCAAGUGUAAUAUACAAGAACUGGUGAAGUUAGAAAACACCAAGAGCAGGAACUUUUGGAGUAUGUAGUGUUUGGUUCUGCAGACUAUGUUUCAGUGUGAGAUAAAAAUGCGACUCAGAGGAAGAAAUUAUUCUGUUUUUGAACUGUUAGCAGUGAGACAAUGACAAGCAAACAUCCUUUUUUUUUAAACUGCAUAUAUCUUUUGCACUUCAUGGUACAUUGUUACCUGUAUUCACUUGCUUUCUAUGAAUCCAAAGAGACUCUUAAUUUAACUUCGAGGACAGCAACUGCUACAAGUUUUUUUCCUGUCACAUUGAUAUAUUGUAUUUAUAGAUCCUAUGGAAGUAUGUGAGGGUAUGAAGCAAAAUGAUUGGAAAUGGAGUUAAUUUUUCAGAAAAAAAAAGUGUUGUGGUGUCCGUGUGAGAGUGUACGUAUGUAUUUGGGGUGCACAUUGCUGUACUUUCCAUUUGGGGCUUCUUUCACGUAUUAGCCGUGUUCCCAUAUAAUUAUCAAACAAAAGACUAAGACUUUGACAUGUCAUACAAACAAAGACAAUAUGAAUUAGACAUGCUUCCAUCCACUGGGUUGGAGUGAAUAAUUUAGGCUGCGCAGUCAUCAGUAGAUGGAAGUUUAGGCUACAUUGCACAUGACUGUAAUAAACCAAGUAGAAGAAGAGGUUAAAAACAGUCUGUGACUUGUUUUCAUGGAUGAGACUGAGGAAUAAUGUGGUGUCAUCAGUCCAUAUUUGCCUCUUUGUAUUAACAGCUUCUAAGCAUUAUGAGAAUAUGUGAAGGAGAAGGAAACAGCUUCUUCUAAUUCUUAUUCUCUAAAAAUAAAAACAGCUGAUCAGUCAUGAGAUGAAAUGUCCCUAACAUCAGAACAUUUUUGCAAUAGGUGCGUCUAAUUCUUUUUCCAAAAACCAAGGAUCCCUUUAUGGAAACACGGCUAUUGAUGAACCACUGUGUUAAAAUCAGCUCUUCUGAGCCCUCACAAGGCACAUAAAGUGUGUGUUUGUCGUGACACAGCUAUCAUAGAUUAGUGUCCUUGACAACACUCUCCCCAAAUGACUAAUUUAAAAUGGAAAACCACUAAGCUAGGUUUUUUUUUUUUCCAAACUGGAAUCAGUUGUGUGAGAGUGAAGUGAACCGUGAGUACCUCAUUUGGAACUGUCCCAGUUUAGUCUGUAUGUUGCUUUUUUUUUUUUUUUUUUUUUUUACUCCUUAAACGCAGGCGUUGGAACAAACACGCGAGGCACCCCUGUGGGGUUGUUAAUGCACUGAACUGGACAGAGACAGAGGAAAUGGAAACUAGAGCUAUAGAUUUGACUCGACAGAGAUUCAUCUCAUAAUAUUAACACUGAGCUGCAUUCAAGGGAACACCUGCAGAGGGGAGGAUGAAGAGCCACGCACGGCCAGUAUUUAAAAAAAAAAAACAUUAUCAUCUCAUUUUCUGACCCUGAAAGUGGGUCAGUUCUAAUGAAAUAUACACUGUCCAAUAAUCACUUGUGACAUUGUCAUUGAUUUCCACAGAUAAUAUUUAGUCCCUGUCAGUACUCACAGCAUAUGGAAGUUUUAGCGUUAAAAA
Sphaeramia orbicularis (orbiculate cardinalfish) is the source of this 3269-nucleotide messenger RNA. It is a transcript of the gene fam110d, whose product is annotated as family with sequence similarity 110 member D. Lineage: Eukaryota; Metazoa; Chordata; Actinopteri; Kurtiformes; Apogonidae. Bases 317 to 1651 code for a protein of 444 amino acids. The transcript has a single exon. The record is from RefSeq and is a predicted model, not a curated record.